Messenger RNA from Bactrocera latifrons, 2450 nucleotides. Its product is annotated as solute carrier family 22 member 4-like. The transcript is spliced from 6 exons. Lineage: Eukaryota; Metazoa; Arthropoda; Insecta; Diptera; Tephritidae. Gene Ontology annotation, cellular component: membrane. Bases 305 to 2047 code for a protein of 580 amino acids. The record is from RefSeq and is a predicted model, not a curated record. Gene Ontology annotation, molecular function: transmembrane transporter activity. Gene Ontology annotation, biological process: transmembrane transport.
CGAGAGGCUCGCGAUAAGCAAAUCGACGCGACGAACUGACGAUCUAUCAAUUUGGUGAUUUAGAGCCACGUUAGCCAAUGAACUGGCAGUUGUGCGCGUUAGGCAAAGCCUAGCAGAACGCAACGGAUUAUCGAGAGAAAGCAGCCAUUCCAAGAAGCUGUCUAUAGCAAGAGUGAAGCGUGUGUGCAAAAGCAAAGUGUUUCGGUUGUAAAAAGAAGUUCGCGAUUUUCAACACUUGCUUUUUAUAUUUGGGAUUUGCUCAGAAAAUUAUACAAUUUUUAUGUUGAAGUGAACGCGUUUAAAAAUGGAUCCCAAUACGACGCAUAGCGAUCUGUAUGAUUUGCCGCAUGGCCAGCCACACGCGCAAUCACAUAUUACAUUCGCCAACGAUUAUGAAAAAGAAAAGGAAGAGUCCACACUGGAUGACAUACUCAUACGCAUUGGACAAUUCGGUCCAUUUCAGCUGAUUAUAUUGCUAUUGAUAUGCAUGGCGAUGUUGUUUAGCGCGAUAUUCUCGAUUACAUAUGUAUUUACGGCGAGUAGUGUAGUGCACAGAUGUAAAAUUCCUGAAUGCGAUAGCGCUUCAAGCAAUUACGAGGAGAACUGGACCCAAUUUACCAUUCCCAAGAAAAAUAAUGGUUUGGAUCAAUGUAAUCGUUUUGUGGGUAAUUAUACACAGAAUCAAGUGUCACAAAAUGAAUCACUCGGGUUCUGCUAUGCACAUAAUUUUGACAGCACCCAGAAGGAGCGCUGUUCAGACAACAAUUUCAUAUAUCGCGAUAAGGAAGUAACUAUAGCAAAUGAGUUCAAUAUUUACUGCGAGGAUGAAUGGAAAUUGACGCUGGUGGGCACAAUAGGCAACGUGGGACAAUUUGUAGGCAUACCAUUGGGUGGUUUUAUAUCCGAUCGCUAUGGUCGACGCACUGCGCUCGCUUAUGGUGGUUUCUUUAGCGCACUCUUGGGUUUACUGCGCUCGUUUACGCCCAGCUACGCUUCGUUUCUAAUUUUCGAAUUUCUAGAUAACAUUGCGUCGAGUCCUAUGUACUCCGUUUGCUUCAUUUUGGGCAUUGAAUUAGUCGGUCCAAAACGUCGUGUUAUGGCUUGCAGUCUUAUUACCAUUUUCUAUGCCAUCGGCGAGGUAGCACUUGGACUUGUGGCAAAAUAUUAUCAAAAUUGGCGUGUCAUUUUACGCAUUGUUUACAUACCGGCCAUUGUAUUUAUCACAUAUAUUUGGAUACUACCGGAGAGCAUACGUUGGCUGAUGAGUCAGGCUAAGGAGGAGGAUGCCAAGAACAUAUUGCAACGUGCUGCGAGAGUGAAUAAACGCAAACUUUCCAAUGGCUCGCUGGAUAAAUUGAUUUUAUCGAAUCGCGUGAAAUUGGCUACGGCAACAGGUGGUCGUUUUCCAAUUAUAGAAUCUUUUAAAAAACUAACAUGGCGCAUAAUAAAUUGUUCCUUCUGUUGGAUUAUCGUUGUGCUCGUCUAUUAUGGCAUUAGUUUGAAUGCGGUGCUUUUGGAUGGCAAUAAAUACAACAAUUUCAUAUUUAUUGCGCUUAUCGAGAUACCUGGCUUCUUUCUGCCGCUCAUUAUCAUGCCUCGCUUUGGUAGAAGGUACUCACUGUGCGGCACAAUGCUGUUGAGUGGCUUGUGCUGCUUGAUAACGACUUUUCUACCGUCUGAUCAGUUCGUUUGGCGUUUAAUACUGUUUCUAAUUGGCAAGCUGAUGAUUACGGCAGCUUUUCAAGUGUUGUACUUUUUCACAUCGGAAAUCUUUCCGACAAAUGUACGGAAUAGUUUGCUUUCGUUCUGUUCGAUGGUGGGUCGUGUGGGCUCUAUGUUAGCGCCACAAACGCCGCUAUUGGCCAAGUACGAUGAAAGCGCUCCCGCCAUUUUAUUUGCGAUUUGUGCGAUUACAAGCGGAAUUUUGUCGCUUUUCUUUCCGGAAACGACAGAUGUUAUAUUACCAACAACAGUGCAUGAUGCACACAUCAUAGGCACAAAGCCGCCAAAAAAUAAAACUGAAGUGAAUGCUAAUGAGAAUUCAUGAAGCUUUAACCACAUAUAAUUAAUUAAAAAAAUGCAAUUGUUACACUUUCAAAAAGUAUAUAAUGAAUUAGAGCUUAAUAACAAUAAAAAAAAAAAAACAGAAUAAUAAAAAUACAAAAAAUUGAACUGAAAAUCAUACACAAUACUAUAUCAUAAUGUUAGCAAACGACUCUUAUUAAAGGCGAAUAACCUCACUUAAGCCGUUGACCGCAAAAUUCAUAAUAAAUAUCUCGCGUAAUAUAAACUGACCCUAACCUAAGACAACUUUAAAUAUUUUUAAAAUGUUUAAAUGUAAUUCAAAGCUGUUCACAUGUGUACUAGAUUAAUUUGCACGUGUUCAGUUAAUAAAUGUUAACUGUAUACUUGUCACAAGUGCCACAAGCUUCUAUACCACAGUGCCUAUA